This is a messenger RNA of Penaeus vannamei (Pacific white shrimp), 734 nucleotides long. Lineage: Eukaryota; Metazoa; Arthropoda; Malacostraca; Decapoda; Penaeidae. The record is from RefSeq and is a predicted model, not a curated record.
CUGUGUUCGGGUCCAAAUCGAGCUGAGCUAAACAUCAUGAGUGUGGGCGUAAUGUUCCUGGUGGGCGUGGCAGCUGCGGUGGCGCAGGUUGGUCCCGUUGAUCCCGAGGGAGAGGUUUCUCUCCCAGAAGCGAAGUUCGCUCUCUUCAAUCAGACAUCUGAGGUCAACAUCGAUCCCCAAGAACUCAUUACGACUCUCCAAAUCCUCCUCUGCGACGGGCCAGUGGACCUCCUGGAACUUGCCACAAGUCUGUUCAACGGUGGAGCCGACCCGGAGACCCUCUUGGAAAUUGCCAAUGGUCUGCUCGCCACUGGAAUGCAGCCCGUGGAUAUUGCCCUAUAUCUGCUCUGUGGUGGAUCCGAGCCAGCGGGUCCUCUGGACAUUUUUACGAAUGCUUUGCAAAUGUUGGGUCUGAUGCGCAACGGAACCAGGCUUUCCCCCAAGGAAGCCCCCGCCAGGACCUGAACUCCUGGGACUUCCACUGCAGACUAACAGGAGUUUCGGGAAAACUACAGAACAGCUGAAGACUACGGAGAGUGAGCUUCACUGCUUUGUGUAGUCUCCUGUAGCUGGGAAAUAUAUAGUUCUGGAUUUGCAUCAUCUUGUUCUGUUUUAUUUUUUCUUUCCUUUUCUAUCGAUAACUUUUUUACUGUGUCUCGAGUUUGAAACUGUUGCCUUCGUUUGAUGUUUCAGCAGCUUCAGCUAUAAUGCUCUUAAUACGAAAGACCGUGCCA